AUGGUUCUGAUUGGAGAAAGAGAUGAGCAGAAAACAAGUUUCCAGCUGCUGGCAUGGGACCAGAUCCGACUGCAGCCUACCGGUGCCCAGAGGCCUCCUGCUCUUAGCCGAGAGGCCUCAGAAGUAGGCCUCAGCUUUCAGCAGGGUCUGUCGCUUCCCCUUGCCCCUGCUGCGACUGACACGCUGUAGGGUCUGGCCCGCUCGGCGAGCUGCUCGGCGGCUCUGGACUGCGUGUAUCGCCUCAAGGGCCGCAGCGAGGCCAAGUCGCUGGCCGUGUGCCUGGGCCGCGUGGCCGACGUCUACAGGUACUGUGAGGUGAGAGGACCCAAGGAGCUCCUGGAGGACCUGUUGCCAGGACCAGUGACCCUGGUGAUGCAGCGCUCCGAGGAACUCAACAAAGACCUGAACCCCUUUACGCCUCUUGUUGGCAUCCGGAUUCCUAAUCACGCCUUCAUGCAGGACUUGGCCCAAAUGUUUGAGGGACCACUUGCACUGACCAGUGCCAACCUCAGCUCCCAGACCAGUUCUUUGAGUGUUGAGGAGUUUCAAGACCUCUGGCCUCACUUGUCCCUGGUCAUUGAUGGUGGACCGAUUGGGAAUAGUCAGAGCCCUGAGUGCCGCCUCGGCUCUACUGUGGUUGACUUAUCUGUGCCUGGAAAGUUUACCAUUAUUUGCCCAGGCUGUGCCCUGGAAAACACUACAGCCAUCCUCCAACAGAAAUACGGGCUGCUCCCUUCCCAGAGGUCAUUUUACCCAGGAUAUCUCGUCUGUUUCCCCUUCCCAGGGCGAGCUCUGCAUUCGUCUUAG
This is a messenger RNA of Cricetulus griseus (Chinese hamster), 807 nucleotides long. The record is from RefSeq and is a predicted model, not a curated record. Lineage: Eukaryota; Metazoa; Chordata; Mammalia; Rodentia; Cricetidae.